CUUACCGCUAAUAGAAGUGUUCUGUAGCCAUAUGUGCAUCUUCAUGAUGGUUGUAAUCUUCAAGAAGCCGUGGCACUCUUUGGCACAUCUGCCGGGAGUGGAUUCAGAACAUUAAUUGGAUAUUUUUGGCCGUAAGAGGUAGGGAAGCAUUGUGAAACUACAUUUCCCAUGCGCGUGGACUGCGCCGUCCUUGUUUUGAUGACGCAGACACGCACAGCAGUCCUAUUUCACGUUACCUUCAGAGACGGGCAGCUAAUGGAGUCAAGCGGACACGCCAAUGCGAUAGUACUAGUUCAAAACGAGACCGCUGCCGAUGUAAAGGGGAGCUGUUUUUACCGGUAAUAGUGUAUCGGUCGCAGAUAGAUGCUCUCUAGAAGGAAUAGUUAAAUGCGUACCCGUUUUGGCUCAUUUGCAGCUUACUCGCCGUAUCAACAUAGAGGCCUGUGUAGCUAGUUAGCUUUAGUUCCUCAGCUAGCUAGCAAGUGAUUUAACGCUAACCACACCUGCAGCAACUCAACACGCGUCUCAUUUUAAUGUUUUAUUUGUAAUACAGUCCGUCUGCUCCGCCAACAAAGACAGUUUUUCUUUGCUCUUCUACGAUAAUGGCGGAAGAGGCUGCAGUGGCCAUGCAGCAGAAUUUGGACAGGAGCUGCUGGGUGUGCUUUGCCACAGACGAGGAUGACCGCAUGGCGGAGUGGGUGCGUCCGUGUCGCUGCCGCGGCUCCACCAAGUGGGUUCACCAGGCCUGCCUGCAGCGCUGGGUGGACGAGAAGCAACGGGGCAACAGCACGGCACGCGUGGCCUGCCCACAAUGCAAUGCAGAAUACCUCAUCGUCUUUCCCAAACUAGGUCCCGUGGUCUACGUGCUGGACCUGGCCGACCGGCUCAUCUCUAAGGCCGGCCCCUUCGCUGCUGCCGGCAUCAUGGUGGGCUCCAUCUACUGGACGGCGGUCACCUACGGAGCCGUCACUGUCAUGCAGGUGGUGGGCCACAAGGAGGGCCUGGACGUCAUGGAGCGGGCCGACCCUCUGUUCCUGCUCAUCGGCCUGCCGACCAUCCCCGUCAUGCUGAUCCUCGGCAAGAUGAUCCGCUGGGAGGACUACGUGCUGCGUCUGUGGAGGAAGUACUGCAACAAGCUGCAGAUCCUCAACAGCAUCUUCCCAGUUCCUCGCAUCCCGGCGGAGGCCAGCCCCCUGGCGGACCACGUGUCGGCGACGCGGAUCCUGUGCGGCGCCCUGGUCUUCCCCACCAUCGCCACCAUCGUGGGGAAGCUCAUGUUCAGCAGCGUCAACUCCAACCUGCAGAGGACCAUCCUGGGAGGUAUUGCCUUCGUAGCCAUCAAGGGGGCGUUCAAGGUGUACUUCAAGCAGCAGCAGUACCUGAGGCAAGCCCACCGCAAGAUCCUCGACUUCCCCGAGCCGGAGGAGGCCUGAGGAGGUCCUGACGGGAGGACGGCCGGACCGACCGACAAGCCUCCGCCGGGGGGGGUGGGGGAGAUGAACUGCUGCAGUGCUGGUGAAACAGACUUGGGAUCGGUGUCACCCCAGUACCACCUGCUCCUCCCCAUGUCUGGAGUGGCUCACUGCACUGUCGCGGACAUUAAGGCAAAACAUCCCCCCCGCCCCCAGCCACACGUUGUUUUUAAGCUCCCGACGCUUUCGUAAGGGGAAGACGGAUAAGACUUGUGGACACAGAGCGGAGCAUGUUUGCAGUUACACACACAUUAACACACACAUUAACACACACGCACAUUAACACAGAAGAAGGCUGUGCGUCUGGUGGGUGGGUGGGUUUAACAGCUACAUAUCUCACUCUUAUUGUAAACUUACUGUAUUUUAAACUAAACUAAAUAUGCGGGGCAUGUGUAAUUGGAAAGUUUUAUAAUAAUAAUAAAAAAUUGUUUUAUAAUGUUAUUUUGCAGAUUUGAAAGAGCCCACUUUGCCAAUGUUAGGGGUUUAAAUUGUUCAGUGUGCAGAAUGUAUUGAUGAUGAAACAAAGUGUGUUCUGAAUCAUGAUGCAGAACAUCAACCCCAUGUAGGUAACACAUGUUGAGGAUCAAUCCUAACUCAACUGUAGCGAGUACACACUGACCACACAUGGGAACAUUUAGACUCUGCAGAAUUUGAAAGGUGUUUAUUAAUAUGUUUUGUUCACAUGCCUCGGCAGUGUUUACAGUGAUUGUCGUAGCUUUAUCUCCGUUUCGUCAAAGCGCUGCAGGAUUGGAGCGUCUCUUCGGGUCGGGCGGAUGGAUAACAUGGAGGCUUCUGGUCCUGAGCUUUGUUUUUUCAUUUAUUUUUUUCACAGUGACGGGAUGUUGGAUUGGAAAGCAUCUCAUAAGCUCCGGGUGAAUGUUGACGCAGCACUUUUCACUGGGAGACGUGAAACUUUGCUGAAAGUCAACGAACAUUUCAGCGUGGACUUUUAUUUA
Messenger RNA from Anarrhichthys ocellatus (wolf-eel), 2428 nucleotides. RefSeq names its product membrane-associated ring finger (C3HC4) 5 (gene marchf5). NCBI's taxonomy places the organism in Eukaryota, Metazoa, Chordata, Actinopteri, Perciformes, Anarhichadidae. Gene Ontology annotation, molecular function: zinc ion binding. The record is from RefSeq and is a predicted model, not a curated record. The transcript has 6 exons. The coding region runs from base 603 to 1433 and encodes 276 amino acids.